Messenger RNA from Malassezia globosa CBS 7966, 351 nucleotides. RefSeq lists its product as uncharacterized. The coding region runs from base 1 to 351 and encodes 116 amino acids. Lineage: Eukaryota; Fungi; Basidiomycota; Malasseziomycetes; Malasseziales; Malasseziaceae. The transcript has a single exon. The record is from RefSeq and is a predicted model, not a curated record.
AUGCUAGCACCCUAUGUACGCUCGUACAGUAUACCCACACUACCAGUGACCUGCACAGGGGCACUCGAUGGCAGUGUACAAGUGUUCUUCACAGAGCUAGAGGGUGUCCAAGAGCCUACAUCAACUACAAGUGCAUGGACUUACCAGCCGGCCCGGCGGAAGGCAAGACCACGAUCGCGUCGCUCCAAACCACUUGGUACUUCGUCAGAGCCACUCUCGCUGACUGAAGAGGCAUUUUGGACACUACCACCAGCCAAGGCCGAGUAUGGACCUGAGGUCCUCACGACACCUAUCCCAAUAUCGCCCAAGCUCCACGGCACAGACGAACGCAUUCCACAGAUCGAUCAGUAA